Setaria italica (foxtail millet) is the source of this 3276-nucleotide messenger RNA. Its product is annotated as pollen receptor-like kinase 3. The record is from RefSeq and is a predicted model, not a curated record. The coding region runs from base 264 to 2354 and encodes 696 amino acids. Gene Ontology annotation, molecular function: protein kinase activity; protein binding; ATP binding. The transcript has 2 exons. Lineage: Eukaryota; Viridiplantae; Streptophyta; Magnoliopsida; Poales; Poaceae. Gene Ontology annotation, biological process: protein phosphorylation.
UUAAAGAAGUCACGUACAAUAUAUAUAAAACUAAAACCUCUUGUAUUUUAGAAUUACGAAGUUUUAGCACAUUUUAGACCUGGUCGAAUCCGGUCCUCACACGACCGCAUUCCGAUAUCCUCGGUUGCCUAUUACGGGCAAGAUCUCCCUCUGCCGAAGAAACUGAGCCCCGAGAAUGCAAAACCACCCGCGCAACCAUCCUCCCCAACCUUAGGCUCGCGCGCCCGACACGGCGGCCUCCCCGUCCCGGGCGCCCUCACGCGAUGGCCCCGCCUCCUCACCGCCUCCUCCUCGUCGUCGUCGCCGCCGCCGCGGCGCUCCCGGCGGCCAUCGUCGCGGAGGGCAACAUGCCCGUCACCGAGGCGCUGAUGCAGCUCAAGAAGUCCUUCACCAACUCCUCGUCCCUCUCGUCGUGGCUCAUCACCGACAAGGACGGCGACAAGUCCCCCUGCGCGCCCGACUCGCACGAGUGGCACGGCGUGGUGUGCUCCGGCGGCAGGGUCACGGGCCUCCGCCUGAGCGGCCUCGAGCUUGGCGGCACCAUCGACGUCAACGCGCUGGCCAGCUUCCCGCGGCUCAGGUCUGUCUCCUUCGCCAGGAACAACUUCUCCGGCCCGCUCCCCGCCUUCCACCAGCUCAAGGCGCUCAAGUCGAUGUACCUCUCCAACAACCAGUUCUCCGGGAGCAUCCCCGAGGGCUUCUUCGGCAACCUCAGCCACCUCAAGAAGCUCUGGCUCAACGGCAACCAGCUCAACGGCUCCAUCCCGGCGUCCAUCACGCAGGCCACGUCCCUCCUCGAGCUCCACCUCGACCGCAACGCCUUCACGGGGGAGCUCCCGCCCGCGCCGCCGCCGGCGCUCAAGUCGUUAAACGUGUCGGGGAACGACCUCGAGGGCGUCGUGCCGGAGGCGUUCCGGAAGUUCGACGCCAGCAGGUUCGCCGGCAACGAGUACCUCUGCUACGUGCCGACCAACACAAAGCAGUGCAAGCGCGAGCAGACCGUGGUCAGCUCGUCUGUGCGGGUCGCCGUCGUGUUUGCCACGCUGCUCGUCUCGGCCGUCGUGAUGGUCAUCAUCCUCCGCGCGUGCAGCAGUAGCCAGCCCAGCAGCCGCGCCCGCAGCCUCGACAUGGAGGGCCUCGAGGAGAAGCCGCCCGUGUACAUGGUGAAGCAGGCAUCGACGACCUCGCAGAAGCGGAGCGCGUCGUGGCUUGGGAGGAGGAUAGGAUCAUCGGGACUCGGGCACCGGCGAUCGGCUUCGGCGAAGGUGGACGACCUAAGCAGCCGGUCCGGGGGGGAUCUAGUCAUGGUGAACAACAGCAAGGGCGCGUUCGGGCUCGCCGACCUGAUGAAGGCGGCGGCCGAGGUGAUCGGGAGCGGCGGGCUCGGGUCGGCGUACAAGGCGGUGAUGGCCAACGGCGUGGCCGUCGUGGUCAAGCGCGCCCGCGACAUGAACCGGGCGACCAAGGACGCGUUCGAGGCCGAGAUGAGGCGGCUCGGCGCCGUGCGCCACGCCAACCUGCUGCCGCCGCUCGCCUACCACUACCGCAGCGACGAGAAGCUCCUCGUCUACGAGUACAUCCCCAAGGGCAGCCUGCUCUACGUGCUCCACGGCGACCGGGGCAUGGACUACGCGGCGCUCGACUGGCCGAUGCGGCUCAAGGUGGCCGUCGGCGUCGCGCGCGGCGCGGCGUUCCUCCACGCGGAGCUGGCCGACCACGAGGUGCCCCACGGAAACCUCAAGUCGGCCAACAUCCUCCUCGCCCCGGACUUCGAGCCCCUCCUCGCCGACUUCGGCUUCUCCGGCCUCAUCAACCACGCGCCGUCCACGCAGUCGUCCAUGUUCGCGCGCUGCGCCCCCGAGUGCGUCGCCGGGCACCCGGUGAGCGCCAAGUCCGACGUCUACUGCCUCGGCGUCGUCCUCCUCGAGCUCCUCACCGGCAAGUUCCCGACGCAGUACCUCCACAACGCCAAGGGCGGCACGGACCUCGUCAUGUGGGCGACGUCGGCGAUGGCCGACGGCUUCGAGCGCGACCUGCUCGACCCGGCCAUCAUGGCGAAGUGGAAGUUCGCCCAGCAAGACAUGACGCGGCUCAUUCAGGUGGCGGUGGACUGCGUCGAGGCGGAUCCGGAGAAGCGGCCGGACAUGAAGGAGGUGGCGGCGAGGGUGGAGGAGGUGGUGGCCGCGGCGCUCGCCACGGUGAGGGAGAGGCAAGAGGAGAGAGGCGGCGAAGACCCGGCCAGCCGGAGCUCGCACGCCGAGUACGUUCGAACAGGGUCGAUACAGCGGGUCACGAGCAUCGGCGAGCGGUCGUCGCGGCGAGGCAGCGACGACUACUCGUACGGCAUCUCGUGAGACGGCAGGCAGGGCAGCUAGUUGGCCAGGAUCAGAUUUUGCUGCGGAGGAACGGCGGCUGUGCAGCGAAAAUAGAACACGCAAUGCCCAUCAACAGGGAGGGCACAAGGGAGGUAGGACAGGGAAGGCUUUGUGCAUAUUGGAGAAAUAGGGUGGUUAUUCCUGACAACAGGGGAGGAAUCCGUAGGGUUAAGCAGUUCUAAUUGUUCCUUUGAUCUUAAUUUCGUCGCAUCAGAGGCGCAUUCCAUCACCUGUAUAUGUGCGCGGUUGUAAUCUAACUCCAUGUGUAGGAUGGGUCGCAUGAAAGUUUCUUGAUUUGUUCACCUAAUGGGGGUUGAUCUUGAUUCAUUCCAUUUGCAUGAAGAGUUCGCCCUUGCAUACGUAGAAGGGAAUAGCAUUGUUACCUUGAUCAUUGUAACUUUUGUUUCCUGGACUGCUCGUGCCCUUGCAUCUGCAAAACCUCACGAGGUGACUGACUGACGAUUCCUGAUGCUCCAGCUCUGUGAAUUCAACAAGUAUGUAUGGUGUUCAUCCCCUCUGUUUCCUCAUCUUCCCACAAAUGUCUGAGAAACCACACAGAACCAUAUGAGAUUGUUAAUUUGCUUCAGAAACUGGAAACCAGCUGAGAGCAGCAUCCUUCCUGACAUUGCUGUAUCCAAGCCUCUCUCUCAACAUCUCCUUUACGCACCAUUGGCAUUGUUCAGCGGACAUGUUCGACAGCAAAACAUAAGGCCUGUCUUUCCGUGGCUCCAGCUCAAUGGCCUUCCCUGCCGACCUCUUACCCAGGCCAACUUCUCCAUGUAUUCCACAAGCACCAAGAAGUGACUCCCAUUCAAAUGAAUCGAGUUGCAGUCCCAUCUGAUAAUUAGCGUUUGCUUUUCUGGCCUCACCAUGUCGCCCUUACCCAACAACCAUAGCUGUC